CGCUGGGAAGAGCUGGUGAGACCGGCGGGCCGCUGAGGACGGGGCGGGCGCGCUGGCGGGCAGCCCCGCGGGGCUCCGGGAUCAGGGACAGCCGAGUACUAAGUUCCUUCAGGCCUCGUUCCCGUCGCCCCUGCUAAACUGAUCCCAAUGUACCAGAUUCCACGGCUGAUGGGAUUACAGAAAUCCAUCCAGGAAGUUUCUGAGUGGAAGAGACGUCAGGUUCUCACACUCCCUGCGCAGCUCGGCAUUUCAGUCGGACAAUGGAAGAGCUUGUUCACGAUCUCGUCUCUGCACUGGAAGAGAGCUCUGAGCAAGCCCGAGGAGGCUUUGCUGAAACAGGGGAGCACUCUCGAAAUCUCUCUUGCCCUCUGAAACGCCAGGCCAGGAAAAGGAGAGGGAGGAAGCGGAGAUCCUACAAUGUUCAUCACCCAUGGGAGACUGGCCACUGCCUAAGUGAAGGCUCUGAUUCUAGUUUGGAAGAGCCGAGUAAGGACUACAGAGAGAAUCAUAGCACUAGUAAGAAAGACCACAGUGACUCUGACGACCAAAUGUUAGUGGCGAAGCGUAGGCCAUCUUCAAACCUGAAUAACAGUGUCCGAGGCAAAAGACUGCUGUGGCAUGAGCCUGACUUUGCCGUGGACAGCCUUGGGCACAGAGCCCUCCGCCGCAGGAGGAAGGUAAAGCGCAUGGCUGUGGGUCUCCCCCAGGACAUCGCCAACAGGAGGACACUGAGCCAGCUGCCUGAAGGCUGUAGAGAUCAGGACAUGGACAGUGACAGAGCUAACCAGUACUCAGAGUUUACCCGGAACAAAGUUAAGAAAAGGAAGUUGAAAGUCAUCAGACAAGGACCAAAAACCCAAGAGGAAGGAGGAGCUUUGGAAAGUGAAGAAAUGAGCCAGACCAAUAAAGACAAAAUGGAGCACGAAGAACAGAAAGUCUCAGAUGAGCUCAUGAGUGAAAGUGACUCCAGCAGUCUCAGCAGCACUGAUGCCGGCUUGUUCACCAAUGAUGAGGGAAGACAAGGUGAUGAUGAGCAGAGUGACUGGUUCUAUGAGAAGGAGUCAGGAGGAGCGUGCGGCAUUGCUGGAGUCGUGCCCUGGUGGGAAAAGGAAGACCCUGCGGACCUGGACAGGGACUUACCUGACCCCGUGUUUGAAAGCAUCCUAAGUGGUUCCUUCCCGCUCAUGUCACAUCCUGGCAGAAGAGGUUUCCAAGCUAGACUCAGUUGCCUUCAUGGAAUGCCUUCAAAGAAUAUUAAAAAAUCUGGAGGGGCUUCACCUUCAAUGAUGUCUGCUCCUGGCCCCGUCAGUAACAAGAGGAUGGUGCACUUUUCCCCAGACGCCCACCACCAUGACCACUGGUUUAGCCCUGGGGCUAGAACAGAGCACGGCCAGCACCAGCUUCUGAGAGAUAGCCGAGCGGAAAGAGGACACAAGAAAAACUGCUCCGUGAAAACAGCCAGCAGGCAAACAAGCAUGCAUUUAGGAUCCUUGUGCACAGGAGACAUCAAAAGGAGAAGAAAGGCUGCCCCAUUGCCUGGACCCACUACAUCAGGAAUUGUGGGUGAAAAUGCACAGCCAAUCGUAGAGAGCAACAUCGGGAACCGCAUGCUUCAGAGUAUGGGCUGGACACCUGGAUCAGGCCUCGGGCGAGAUGGCAGAGGGAUCUCUGAGCCGGUUCAAGCCGUGCAAAGGCCGAAAGGGUUAGGACUUGGAUUUCCUCUACCACAGAGUACUCCCGCGAGCUCUGCCCCCACAUCUGGAAAGCCUGCCUGAGCAGAGCAGCAAGGAGGACGGCCUGCAGUUUCUGUUCCCAUGCCCCAGUGUUGUAACAUGACCGUAGAGCUGUCUGGUUUGAAGCUGAGCUCCGCGUCGCCUCCAGCUAGCUUCUGGGCUGUGUAGAGUCCCAACCACAGUGAUAGAAAUGGGAUUCCUUCACAACUCAUGGUGCUAAAGAACAGACCUCGGGCCCUCACGUCCCCUCAUGAUUUCCAGCAGUUUCUAGACAGGAGGAACAGUUGGUCACUUAUUUAUUUUGAUCCUAGAUGUCAGUUCUUUCUGCUGCCUCGCUCGAAUCAUGCAUGUGUGUGAUGCCCAGACAAACUCGAGCACACCCGGUAGGCCGGAAAGGACCACAUUUCUCAUGAUGCUUACACGAGGUAGUUCUGUCCGCCCCAUCACCAUGCAGGGAGUCAGAGCACACCUGGGAAAGGCUUGCUAAGCUCGCAGGCCUUGGUGUGGCCUCUCGUGCGGAUAUGUGACAGCGAUGCCCAUUAAUUCUUUGAGUGUAGCACGAAUUCACAGUGGACAAAUAGCAAUCAGUGCUUGGCUCAGACAUUUGACAAAGUUAACCUCAUUGUCGUCGUCACCAGAGUGCCCUCAACAUUACGCCAGUGCAGAGUUUAUAAAUCUUACCUCAUUUAGAACGUAAAAUAAUUACUAAAAGGAAAUGUAUUUUUUUCAAUUGACGCUGACUGAGCUGUCAGCCCUGCCCUCCGAAUGUCUACCUCUUCCCAAAGGCUGGUGUUUUUUAGGGAUCAGCUCCAGGAUGAAGAAGAACGACUUAAGGUUUGGUCACUGAAGUAAAUUAUUAAACUCUUGAGUCAGUUUAUUUGAAGAUUUAAGUAGCUUUCCUAGUAACUGAGAUGACUAGCAGUGGCCUAACUCACUUCCCAAGGUACAGGAAAAACUGAGGGGACCUGUCAUUCUCAGAUUAAAACAUUUACUUUACAAUGAAGUGAAACGCUAUGUUCCUUCCAUUCCAUUUCUGGGUCAUUCACUUCGUAAUGCCAGAAAUGUUAAGUUGUUCUUGGUUCAGAAAAUACUGAUUUCUUCUAAUCUUCAUUAAAAACCAUGAUAAUUAUUAUUACUUACAAUGGCCUCAGUUGGUUCAGUAAAGGUUGAGAUAACCCAUAUAAGUGUAUACUUGAACAAACUAGUAUGAACUUCAAUUUUAUAAAUUCAAAGUAUUUAAAAUACUUUUUAAGGCAGUAGAAAAUGUUUCAGCAGGUAACAGGCCUUUCCUGCGUGGCCCCCUAUCAAAAAUGCACCCUCCAUAGUCUAACAAACAUUUGCAUUUCUUCUGGAAACGGUCUUACCGGGAA
Messenger RNA from Acomys russatus (golden spiny mouse), 3103 nucleotides. It is a transcript of the gene Gpatch2, whose product is annotated as G-patch domain containing 2. The transcript has 10 exons. The record is from RefSeq and is a predicted model, not a curated record. Gene Ontology annotation, molecular function: nucleic acid binding. Bases 261 to 1775 code for a protein of 504 amino acids. Lineage: Eukaryota; Metazoa; Chordata; Mammalia; Rodentia; Muridae.